AUGUCCGAGGUGCUGCCAUACAACGAGGGGAAGAUGAGCGGCUAUGGGGCGGACAGCGAGGUCAGCCAGAUGUCCUUUAGCUGCGGACUGCAGGACACAAACGCCUUUUUCGCCGCGUCGCAGGCGAAAAGACCCCCGAAGCUUGGACAGAUCGGCAGAGCUAAGCGAGGUAAAUGAUGGUUAAAUAAAAGAUUCACAUUUUCAAACACUGUCACUCGAUUAGAACCUCAAAUUUGAUUUCAAAUAGAAAGUGAGGAAAAUCUGUGACUUCUAUGGCACAGUCUAGAGAGAAGUCAGGGGCUUUUGGAAAGUUUGCAUUAACAUUAAAACAUGCGAUAUUCUCAAAUUUUGUUUAUUCUAUCUUUCUUGUAUGAAAAAGCUGAAUGCAUCAUGAUCACGCGAGUCUGUGGACCGCAAUCAUCAGACUGUUUACAUUUACGCACGAGCGAGAAAUUAUCUCUUCAUGCACGGACACACCCCACCAAACAAUAGGCUUUAAUAACAGAGGAUAAAAGACUCUCCCAUCGUCUGUGUCGAGGUUGAGUUGUUUUUUUUAGCAGCAAAUGCGCGCACACGAUGUCAGGGAUUUGCAACAGUGCGUUAAUUUAUUUAUUUAUUCACCUGCAGACGCGCUACACUUGCUUUUCUGGUGCGCCAUAUUCCCCCCCUUUACUCAAGGCCAUUAACAUGAAGCCAUUAUGAGGGAAAAUUUUGACCUGUAGUGACACACAAUGCACAAGCACGAUGCUCUUCUAUGUUCUGAGAAAUCUUCACAGUCCUAGUGUGAGUAAACAUGCUUUCCCCCCCUCAUUUUCUCCCCCCCAACAGUGGUGAUCGAGGACGACCGAAUAGACGAGGUCCUGAAGGGAAUGACGGACAAGUCUUCACCCGGCGUUUAA
Messenger RNA from Xyrichtys novacula (pearly razorfish), 899 nucleotides. The record is from the annotation of a GenBank genome assembly. Lineage: Eukaryota; Metazoa; Chordata; Actinopteri; Labriformes; Labridae.